Molecule: messenger RNA, 2803 nt
Organism: Drosophila subobscura
Lineage: Eukaryota; Metazoa; Arthropoda; Insecta; Diptera; Drosophilidae
Gene: dysf
Exons: 10
Coding region: 44-2791 (915 amino acids)
Biological process (GO): regulation of transcription by RNA polymerase II
Molecular function (GO): RNA polymerase II transcription regulatory region sequence-specific DNA binding; protein dimerization activity; DNA-binding transcription factor activity, RNA polymerase II-specific
Source: RefSeq, a predicted model, not a curated record
UUCGGUUUAAAUAUUUGCGAACGUGCGACGACGGCACCACGAUAUGUAUGCGGAUAAUAAACUAGGGCUAGACAAGGUGACGGCUGCCACAGCGCCCGCCCUGCAGCAACAACAGCAGCUACAACCACAGCAUAUGCAUCAUCAUGUGUUGCAGUUACAACAGCAACAGCAACAGCAACUACAACAUCAACAUCAACAUUUACAUACGCAUGAAAUGCUUACGCGUCAUAAUUUCCAGCCACACGACACAAUAUCAACAUUGUCACAGCAACAGCAGCAACAUAUGCAUCAGCAACACCAACAGACUGCACAGCAACAGCAACAACAACAGCAACAGUCAGCCGGCAUGUUUACAAGGUUCGAUGCCAACAAAUCUACCAAGGGCGCCUCGAAGAUGCGACGCGAUCUUAUAAAUGCCGAGAUAGCAAAUCUGAGGGAUCUUCUGCCAUUGCCGCAAUCGACGCGCCAGCGUCUCUCGCAGCUGCAGCUGAUGGCGCUCGUCUGUGUGUAUGUGCGAAAAGCCAACUAUUUUCAACAAGUCUUUAAGCGUCACAAUGCAAUGCAUCACCAUCAUCAGACAGCAACACCAAAUAUUGGCUUCUCAAAGGCCCUUUCCGGCUUCCUGAUGAUGCUCACACAAAAUGGCAAAUUGCUGUAUAUAUCGGAUAAUGCAGCCGAAUACUUGGGCCAUUCCAUGGAGGAUCUACUGAUACAUGGUGACUCCGUUUACGAUAUCAUUGACAAACAGGAUCACGCAACCAUCCAGGCCGAGCUAAAUCGGAACGUGCCACCGCAGCCAGGUGGCAGCCAGGCGAACAGCAGCGCUGCUGGCGGCAUCGGUGUUGGCGGCGACUCAACGUCCAGCAAUGGCAGCGUUGCUGGUGUCGCUGGUGGUGCUGCUGGUGGUGGCGCCUCAAGUCUGGAGGGCGAGCAUCGCAUGUUCCUCUGUCGCAUGAAUGUUAGUCGCAAUGCGCGACGGCAAAUGCGUUUCGGCGAUCAAAAGGUUGUGCUCGUACAGGGCCACUAUUUGUCAUUUUUGCCGCUGUGCAGUCGGAACGAGCCCGUCUUCUUGGCCACCUGCACGCCCAUUGCCAUGCCCGAGACGCGCGAGUGUGUGGUGCAAGGUGCCACAAAUGUGUUUACCACAAUUCAUUCGAUGGAUAUGAAAAUUGCGCACAUUGAUAAGAAUGGCGAGUUCCAUUUGGGCUAUGAAAAAAGUACUUUACAGGCCACAUCUUGGUACAACCUGAUACACAGUGAGAACCUGCGAGAGGCGCAGAGCAAACACAGGCUAAUAACCCAAUCGGAACAGGAUCGUAGCUGUAUUCUGCUGCUGCGAAUGCAGCGCUCCAGCGCCGAAUACACGUGGGUCCACGUGGUGCUACAGGUGCGAGACAGUCCCGACUCCACGCAACAGCCUGUCAUCGUGUGCACCAAUCAAGUACUCAAUGAUCGCGAGGCAUCUGUGAUGCUGGCCAAUUCUUGGCUGUACCACUACUACACUGUACAGUCAAAGAUACAGUUUGGAAUGCCGCUGGACAGUGGCAUGCGGGUGCAGUCGGGCAGCACAUCUAGCGGUUAUUACAGUCCACAUUCCACACAUGCGCAGCAGACGCAGGGCGGCGCCACGCCCGGCCUGAGCAUGACAAGUGCAGCGGCAGCAGCAGGAAUGGCGAAUGUCUUUGGUGGUCAUCAUCAUGCGCAUCAUCCUCACCAUCAUCAUCAUCACCAUCAUCCAGCGGCGGCGUAUCAUCAUCAUCCGCAUAUGGGCGCGUCCUAUGGCGGCGUCUAUCACGCGGAGGCUGCCAUUGAGCUGAAGGAGGAUCAGCCGCUGUUGCGGUGCUUUCAGGAACCCGUCGACUAUAGUCAGGUGAACGGUGUCGCUGGUGCUGGCAGUCCCGUCACACCCAUAGCCAGCACCACCUCGAAUCCCUCAAACAGCGGCAGCCAAAAGUCCUCACAAUCCGCCACACCUCCGCCACCAAAAAAGCGCGCCAGAAACAAGCUGGAGCCGCUGUAUCUGCACGCGGUACGCUCUCCAGCUGCAGCUAUUACGCCGGAACCCGACUGCUAUGCGUUACACACGCAUCCAGCGGUGGCGACAGCAGCAGCAUAUGCCACAGCCGCAGUAUCCAGCAACGAUGUUUCGGUCAUUUAUGCCACCAUUGUGCCGACUAGACCGCGGCUGCCCAACAAAUCGCUGCCACCCGAUCCAGCGGACUUUAUCGAGCAAUGGAAUCCCAGUCCACCGUGGUCAGAGUCUGCUCAAAAGGCGUCACUCGACAGCUUUAGUUCGUCCCACGAGCUAAGUCCCUGCAUUACGACGACACCGCCCACGCCGACGAGUGCAACGCCGCAGCAGAGUGGCCUCGGCCCACAGCAGGCCAUUGGACCGGCGUUUAGUUUUGAAUGGAUGUCUGACCCGCUAGUGCCGCUAACCUACCAGCAGUGGCCACCCACAGGCGAUCAUCAUCAGCACUUGUCGCAGCAUUUGGCAGCGACACAGCAGCAGCAGCAUCAUUCACAGCAUCAUCAUUCGCAGCAGCAGCAUCUCCUACAGCAGCAGCAGCUCCUAAUACAGCAGUCGCAGCAGUCAUCACAACAUUUAACACUUCAUCAUGUCCACGUCACAGCAACAACAGCGGCAACGCGUGCGGAGAAUUCCGUAGCUGAGGUAGCGCCAGUGCCGAUCCCCAUACCCCUACCCAUACCUCUACCCAUAGCUCUACCGCUGACCACGGACCAUGCAGAUGCCGGGCAACCGGUUGAUGAUAGAGAUCCCAAAAAUUAGUGAGCAGCAAAA